AUGAUCUCCUCUCCUCAAGAGAUCCAACAAACCCCAAACUACCUUCAAACGCCCCUCUGCAGCUGGGGCAUUCAAGGCCCCGACAACAGCGUGCUCCUGACCGGCUCGAUCCUCGUGGCCUGGAGCGUGGCCACGCGCUCCUCCCUCUACCCGAUUUUCAACAACCCUGUCUCCACGUACGUUGGUAAAAUCUCUUAUCCACUUUACCUCGUCCGCGGCAUGAUGAUCAAGUAUCUGGGCUACAACCUACUACCGGGGACGUUGCGGGUCGCGACUGGGACGUCCGAGUACGUCGAGCUGGACCUGGAGUGGUGGGGGAGAGUGGCCGAUUGGCAGAAACCCAUCGCUUACAUGCUGGGCCUGUGUUUUGUGGUCCCCGCCUGUUUCUUGCUCGCGGACCUUUUCUGGCGCUUCGGAAAUUCCCUGCGUGGCGUUCGCAAGGAACGUCGAGACAUACCUCGUGACUCGCGUUUCUUCUUCCAAUCGCAUCGAUGA
Cladophialophora psammophila CBS 110553 is the source of this 495-nucleotide messenger RNA. RefSeq lists its product as uncharacterized. The record is from RefSeq and is a predicted model, not a curated record. The transcript has a single exon. Lineage: Eukaryota; Fungi; Ascomycota; Eurotiomycetes; Chaetothyriales; Herpotrichiellaceae. Bases 1 to 495 code for a protein of 164 amino acids.